AUGGAAACUCCAGUUCCGGAAGUGAUUCAGGGUCUCAUUAGUUUCCAUCUUGGUGUCACUUUAUCGUACUCCACAGCGUUGCGCGGAAAGAAUCUUGCGGUUUGUGACAGACGUGGUAGUCCGGAAGAUAGCUACAAGAUGAUGAAUUGCUAUUUGUACGUGUUAGAGCAAGUGAAUCCGGGAACAAAAACCAGUUUGAAAUUGGAUGAGGCAGGUAAAUUCAAGUACCUCUUCAUAGCCUUGGGAGCUUGCAUUGAAGGGUUCGCAGUCAUGAGGAAAGUGAUAAUUGUGGAUGCGACAUGGCUAAACAACAGAUAUGGAGGUGUUCAUGUAUUUGCCAAAGCUCAAGAUCCUAAUAGUCACAAUUAUCCCCUUGCGUUUGCAGUACUAGAUGAAGAGAAUCAUGCUAGCUGGACUUGGUUUUUCGAAAACCUAAAAACUGCUAUAGUAGACUCUUCAGAACUGGUUUUCAUGACUGACAGAAAUCAAAUCAUGAUCUUCGCUAUAGCAAACGUGUAUCCACAGGCUCACCAUGGUCAUUGUUUAUGGCAUUUGAGGGAAAAUGUGAAAGGGCAUGCUUCUAACGUCAACAAAGAUGUAGUCGGGCAUAGAUUCAUGGAGUUGGCCAGAUAUUACACGUUGGCCGACUUCGACUCUGCUUACGAGUCAUUUAAGAGAAAAUAUCCUUCGGCUUGGAAAUAUGUGGAGGAGCACACUGAAAAAGACAAAUGA
Molecule: messenger RNA, 732 nt
Organism: Brassica napus (rape)
Lineage: Eukaryota; Viridiplantae; Streptophyta; Magnoliopsida; Brassicales; Brassicaceae
Product: protein FAR1-RELATED SEQUENCE 5-like
Exons: 1
Coding region: 1-732 (243 amino acids)
Source: RefSeq, a predicted model, not a curated record